CUCUGCUGGUCAACCACUGAAGAUCACUUCGGCCACAGUCAGGAGGAGUUAUCGCUGCGCUUAGACGUCCGUCAAUCACCAGAAGUCACAGUCGACACGCCCAGUCCUCACCCUCCAUCUUCACCAGUACCUCCUGCACAAGUCAGAGUAAAAGCCCCAGCGCCCAAGCUGUUCACGCCAAACAAGCUCACUUUCAACUCCUCCCCGUCAGGAGGCAACGCUAUGAACCUGUCAGACAUACCGACUUUUAAGCCCGGUGCCUUCCCUCCCAGUGCCUUCAACUAUGCACGGCCAAGACACUUUAUUCAGUCACAGUCAACCUUCCAGGCACCCAGCUAUGAAAGUGUGAUAAGGGAGGCUCAGGAGAACCAGGUUAAUUCCCAGGAGAGCCUAGAGAGUUCCAAGCAUAGUUCAAGUGUUGCUGAAGUCCAAAGUCAAACUAAAAUGAGGUCUUCACAUAGCCAGUCAGUGUCAAAGUCCUUGUCUCACACUCAAUCACAGUUUCAGUCACUGAGCCUGACGCAGAAUCAGACACAGCCCAAUGGGACAGGCAAGUCGUCCGCAUCCUCAUCCAGUGUCAGCUCGCCCAUUUCCACUGUUACGCUGCCUUCUUCUUUGCCACCCUCCUCUACGUCACGCGUGACCAUGCGCUCGACCAUAACCCUCACCCCCAGCACCCCAAGUGCCAGCGGUCUCGGCAGCGCCACUCUGCCAGCCAAUCAGGACGCCAUGUCGGCUCCCGCCGCCUACCUCUGCUCCGUGCUGCCCUCCCGGUCAUCUUUCUCCUCAUACUCAAAACUGUCCCCCAACUCCACCCUUCCCCGUUCCUCCACCUCCCCAUCCCGCUCACCACUAGCGCCUUCAAGCCCUCACCUCCCUAGAAAAGAAUCCUCUUGUCCUCAGCAGCUUCCUCCAUCGUCCCCUUCCUUCUCUCGCUCCAACCUCUCCCCAACCAUGUCCUCGCUCCCUCAGCCCAACACACCUAAUAGUCAGAACAGAGGGCCGCCUCCGGUGGUCUCUAUGCCCGCCAACUACAAGGGGACGCCUAGCACUCUUCCUAAGCCUGUCCUUAAGAAGACUGUAGUUUCUCGGCCGUCUUCCUCUCGCUCCACAGAUGAAGACAUCCAGGGUUCCAAAGAUGCUCUCAUCCAGGAUCUGGAAAAGAAGCUCCGAUCAAAAGAAGUGAAGAGAAGAAACAGCCAGAAACAUUCUUAUGAGGAGCGUAUGGCUCGAAGGCUGCUAGGUCCAGACAACGCCAACUGCAUGUUUGAUCAAGACAGUCUUUCAGACUCACAACUUGACCAGCCAGAUUCCCCAGAAGGAAGACACACUGGUGGGCUAUGGGGGAAGCACCACUGUGGGACAGAUGAGCGGGGGAAUGAGGGAUCAGCAAUACAGGAGAAAUGUUAUGCCCCUCGCUUCAUGCAGAUCCCUCAAGAUCUCACUGUUGAGGAGGGUCGCUUCUGUAGAAUUGACUUCAAGGUUGGAGGACUCCCUACACCAGAUGUCUGCUGGUACUUGGAUGGGAAAGCGAUACGUCCAGAUGACUACCAUAAGAUGCUCGUGUGUGAGAAAGGAAUGCACUCAUUCAUCAUCGAGAUUGUCACCGUGCACCAUGCCGGCGUGUACGAGUGUGUGGCCAGGAACCGUGCAGGAGAAAGCAGAUUUACCCUGAGGCUUGAUGUCAUGGCCCAGGAGGCUCUCCGCCCACCAACCUUUCUUCAAAAGAUGUCAAACUUGCGAGCUCUCGAAGGUGACACUGUGAGGUUAGAAUGUAAGGUGGAUGCGUCACCUCCUCCUCAACUCUUCUGGAAGAAAGAUAAAGAAAUGCUACGCACUGACCCAGCCAGAAUGAGCCUGUACCAAGAUGGCUCGGGCAGGCAGUGCCUGUUGAUAGAGAGGGUGACCAAGUCCGAUGCGGGGUGGUACACGCUUUCUGCUAUCAAUGAAGCUGGCAUGUCGACAUGCAACGCAAGACUGGAUAUAAGCUGCCGAGCAGUUCCACCCAUGAAAACAGCCCCCCCUGGCUCCCAAGCGUUGAAACUGCUGUCAUCUCUGAGCCACGUGCGCACCCUGGCAGCAGACACCCCCGGCCAGCACAGCGCCCCCAUAUAUGAGAGCGAGGAGCUGUAGAUCCUUUCAAAACACACAUGCACACCUCAGAACUGUCAAAGCACUGAUGCAGUAUUUUAGUUACCCCUACACUGCCCCAUCAAAAAAGUUAAUCUUCAGUCUUUAUGUUGUUCAUGUUGCUGCUGCAGUAUUCACUGUUUCGGGCCGAGGAGCUCAUGUUUGAUACGAACCUGUAAGCCUCGCAAACCUUCCUGGCGUCACUCAGCAAAAUGGUGAGCCAAGGUCACUUACUGUAGGUUUAUUAAUAGUUUGUGUAGGUCCUGGCGGGCAAACAGUUUACAAAGAAAACAUUUUCUCAUCAGUCAGCUUCAUAAAGAACAUCUUGUGUGGAUUGCCUGAAGAAAGCUUGGAAUAUUUAACCUCAGCCUUUUGUCAACUUUUAAGACAAUCACUGUCUGGAAUGUGAACAUUAGCCUCAAUCACUACAGUACCCAUAAUCCAACAUCUAUGUGACACAAUACUGCACUUUAGUAAUCUCCUCUCCUCCAAAAUCUCGUGUCGCUGUACACGAAAUUGAUAUUCAUUGCAUUUUUGUCAUGCAAUUGACUAACCAGCAGUGUGUCACUAUCGCCAUCAUUCAGCAUUUUGUUUUUAAAGUUGAUUCCUAAUAUUUAAUGGCUGUGAAUGAAGGCAUUUAUUUGAAUAUAUUGUGUUGCCUCUUGCCCUGCAAUCAGUCAAACAUUGAUACUCAUCCUUAACUAGAGCUAACAUUCACACCUUUUAAUACUUUUCCUUUUCCAAAUAUGAUUUAUAUAGUCAACAGAAUAUUACCUCCUGAUUUAAAACCAGGAAGUCCAGUAUAGGCUACAGUCUGUAGGAACAAUCAGUAGUGAGUGUUUCUGCACUCGAUAAUAAGCUUGUGGUUCACUCGAGUACCAAAAUGAGACAGUUUGCUGCAAUCUUACACGGCAGGUAGGAGUGUUUUCUCUUAACUUUGUUGUCAAUUGUUUAGCAUACCAGUGGAUG
Messenger RNA from Phycodurus eques (leafy seadragon), 3099 nucleotides. RefSeq names its product myotilin (gene myot). The record is from RefSeq and is a predicted model, not a curated record. The transcript has 10 exons. Gene Ontology annotation, biological process: axon guidance; dendrite self-avoidance; homophilic cell-cell adhesion. Gene Ontology annotation, cellular component: axon; plasma membrane. Gene Ontology annotation, molecular function: cell-cell adhesion mediator activity. Bases 223 to 2133 code for a protein of 636 amino acids. NCBI's taxonomy places the organism in Eukaryota, Metazoa, Chordata, Actinopteri, Syngnathiformes, Syngnathidae.